UUAUGGAAAACAGUGUGGCAUAUUCUGCUGAGCUUUCCCCGGGAAGAAGCAUUUUUAAAGAAUUUACUCAGAGAGGGGAGAAGCAACGGGUAUGUUAGUGUACAAUUAUCAAAGCUGCACAUGCCUGCAAGCUGCCCUUUCCACAAGCUUUUGACUGCUACCGCUUGCAAUUAGCUGAUUGGAGAAAGUGGAAUGCAGAGUGAUAAUGCUGCAUAUCUGCUAUCCGGAGCAGAAAAAGAUUCUGUCUUGGGAAGGCAAAGCUUUCUCCCGGUAUUAUCUCAGCAGCUCCCUAUUUGCUUAUCCUGAUCCCAAAGGAGGGUGUGUGCUCCCUCUGCUAACACCGGUCCUGUGCGUGGCUGUCGCACAUGAGCAGCAGGUUUUGAGAAAGCAGGUGUGUGCUUGAGUGGGCACUGGACUGUAACGCAGGCGGACGCUCUCGGGUUUACCUGCUUCCUGUUAACAGAUUGUUGGCUCAGAGAGCAUCUGCUUACACGCUGAGGCCGAGGCUGAGAAGGGGCUUCCGGGCAUCCCACUUGACUGUCAGAGACACUUGGAUUGGACUUAAUCUUAAACCUCUGGAGUUCAAGACCUUUUAAAAAGGGCUAAAUAAACAAUCUCUACAUGUAAAAGGAACUGACUCCUACUUCCUCUGAAUAGAGCAACUGGGAACUCAGCUGCCAGUAGGGUCACACCAUCUUCCAGGCUGUCUUCUAAAAUCUGGGUGGAAGGUUUCCUGACUCAGCAACUCCUGCAUUCUGCACACCUCUAAAACCAGGACCAUACAGAUGACGUCAAGGAAAACUGAAGACUUUACUAACAAACUCCCCAAGGUCAAAAUGAAUACAGCAAUGAAAACAACUUCCAGGGACCCUGCAGAUAGCGGUGGGUGUGCUCGCAAACGUGCUGCCAUGUCUGUUACGUUAACAUCUGUGAAGAGAGUUCAAAGUUCUCCAAACCUAUUGGCUGCAGGGCGUGAUUCUCAGUCCCCAGACUCAGCGUGGAGAUCUUACAAUGAUCGAAUCCAAGAACUGAAUGGAGAUGCUACAUAUUCCUCUCUUGCAGCAAAAGGUUUCAGAAGUGUUCGACCGAACCUACAAGAAAAAAAAUCUCCAACUCAGGCACCCCUUCCUCCCUCCUGGAAGGAGAGCUUUUGUAGCUGCUUGAUAACCAAUCACACACAGGGUGACAUUUUAGACUCAUCCGAAACAAACACAAAAACUCCCUCGUGUACAGAAUUGUUUACUAACAAAAAGCCUCUUCCAGGAACUAUGCACACUAAUGAUGAUUCUAACCCGACAAUUAUAUAUUCUGAAGAAUCCAACACAACUGUGUCAUAUACACAAAAAAUUACUAAUCCACUCCCGGGAGCUUCCAGCACAAGUCCUGCACCAUUUGCUGACAUCAAUACCCCAUUUCUACAAGAGAACUACAUGCGAGAUUCUCAAACGCAGAGAAUUUCCACCUUAAAACUAACCCAUAACCAGGAUCCGAGAAGCACCAUCCCCUUUCAUGUUCCACAGUUUUCUAACCCUGUUGAAGUUCCUUCAUUUCUCAAAAAACCUUGCUCACCACCCCCUAACCCAGUCCCUGAGGUACACACAGCAUCUCUUUCCAUUCAGAUAGCUCCUCUUUCAGGACAAGAUCCUGAAAGCCACAAACAGCUACCUGAGCUUUCUUCAGAGACUACAAAGAUACCUCUUCAGCAGGAGAGACAAAAAUCUGCAGCUGCUGCGACCUCUCAGUCCUCAGACUGCCCGCACUUAACUGCCAGUGUGUGGGCGGUAAAUGCUUCACAGACACACAGACAAACCACAUCAGAAGCCUCUUCUUCGUGCCCUUCUCCUGUGAUUCCAUUUAACCAAACCACCUUUUCACCAGGCAGUGGCUCCAGCCCAGUAUCAGCACCUGAUGAUCUGGGACCUUCAGGCCUGUAUAAGGCUCAGGGCUUUCCACACUAUUUAUAUAAAUACCCUACCCCAGCUCUUGAACGCCUUAUCCACAGCCAGGACACAGGCUCUCUCAGGACAGACUCCCCCCUCUCCGAGAGCGAGUCCUCCACAGCCAUUCUGGCUGAGCUGCAGAUGGGUAACUGUGACACCACUGACUGCUCUGAGACACCUUCCCCAACCUGGGGUCAGAGGUCUGCUGUGACAGAUGGCACCAUCUUAACCACCCCUGCUGCCACUCAUAGCCAGAUAACCGUGAAUGGCAACUCUGGCGGUGCUGUGAACCCAAUGAGUUACUACCAAAGGCCGUUUUCCCCUUCAGCCUACUCUCUCCCAGGCUCCCUCAACUCCAGCCUUAUCAUGCAGCAUGGCAGAUCCCUUGAUUCCUCAGAGACAUAUACCCAGCAUGCUCAGUCCCUGGAUGGCACCACAGGCAGCUCAAUACCACUGUACAGAUCCUCUGAGGAAGAGAAGAGGGUGACAGUCAUCAAAGCCCCGCAUUACCCAGGAAUUGGGCCUGUGGACGAAUCUGGAAUCCCUACGGCAAUUAGAACGACAGUCGACCGGCCUAAGGACUGGUACAAGACAAUGUUUAAACAAAUUCACAUGGUGCACAAGCCAGAUGAUGACACAGACAUGUAUAAUACUCCUUACACAUAUAAUGCAGGUUUGUACAAUGCACAGUAUAGUGCUCAGUCACACCCAGCUGCGAAGACCCAGACCUACAGACCUCUUUCCAAGAGCCACUCUGACAACGGUACCGAUGCCUUUAAGGAAGCAUCCUCUCCAGUGCCUCCCCCACAUGUUCCCCCAAGACCGAGAGAUCGAUCUUCAGCAGAAAAGCAUGACUGGGAUCCUCCAGAUAGAAAGGUGGAUACCAGAAAAUUUCGGUCUGAGCCAAGGAGUAUUUUUGAAUAUGAGCCUGGGAAGUCGUCUAUUCUGCAACAUGAAAGACCACCCCCUCUCCCCACAACUCCGACACCUGCUCCGACGGCACCUGGCCCGAAGCCUCUUUCCUCCUCGCCCCACGGAGAAGCCGCGCGUAGUCCCUCCCCUCCGCCCCGGAGUGGCGCCCCGGCACCCUCUCCCAUCCGGACUGAUCGCAUAAAUCCAGAUGACAUAGAUUUAGAAAAUGAGCCCUGGUAUAAAUUCUUUUCAGAACUGGAGUUUGGACGCCCGCCUCCUAAAAAGGCUCUGGACUAUGUUCAAGAUCAUUCUUCUGGUGUUUCCAAUGAGGCCUCCAUAUAUCAGUCCUCUGUAGACAGAAGCCUGGAGAGGCCCAGCAGUUCUGCAAGCAUGGCCAGUGACUUCAGGAAACGGAGGAAGAGUGAGCCUGCAGUAGGUCCACCCAGGGGCUUGGGGGAUCACAUUACAAGCAGGACCAGCCCCAGUAGGGCAGACCUCCCAGGAUCAAGCACCAUGAUGACAAAGUCUUUCAUUAGUUCUUCUCCUUCUUCACCCUCAAGAGCAAAAGGUGGGGAUGAUAGCGAAAUGUGUCCAUCCCUUUGCAGUUACUCAGGGCUCCAUGGCACCCCCUCCAGUGAGUUAGAGUACUGUAGUCCUUAUGGACAGCAUCUGGAUGUCCCAAGGGACUCACAAAGGGCCAUCACUUUCAAGAAUGGCUGGCAGAUGGCCCGGCAAAAUGCAGAGAUCUGGAGCAGCACUGAAGAAUCUGUGUCCCCCAAAAUCAAAUCCCGUAGCUGUGACGAUCUCCUAAACGAUGACUGUGAUAGCUUCCCUGACCCCCAAACCAAGUCAGAAAGUAUGGGCUCCCUGCUAUGUGAAGAGGAUUCCAAAGAGAGCUGCCCCAUGACCUGGGGUUCCUCCUACAUCCAGGAGGGUCGAGGUAACAGUAGAUCAAGGGCUAGGUACAGGUCAGCCCACAACGCCCCCGGGUUCCUAAAAAUGUACAAGAAAAUGCACCGCAUUAAUCGGAAGGACUUGAUGAAUUCAGAGGUGAUUUGCUCGGUGAAGUCGAGAAUAAUGCAGUAUGAAAAGGAGCAGCAACACAAGGGCCUGCUCCAAGGAUGGAGCCAGUCCUCCACGGAGGAGGUGCCCAGGGACAUGGUACCCACCCGCAUCUCAGAAUUUGAAAAGUUGAUUCAAAAGUCAAAAUCUAUGCCAAAUUUAGGAGACGAAAUGUUAUCUCCUGUUACCCUCGAACCACAACAAAAUGGUUUGUGUCCCGAGAGGCGAUUUUCCAUUGAGUCUUUGCUGGAGGAAGAAAAUCAAAGCAGACAUCCUUCUCAGGUUCAACGAAGCUACAAGUCUAAAGCCCUGGUGCCAAUUCACAUCGAAGUCACCAGCGACGAGCAACCGAGAACUCACACGGAGUUUUCCGACAGUGACCAGGAUGGAGUUGUGUCUGAUCACAGUGACUACAUCCACGUGGAAGGGUCAUCCUUUUGCAGUGAAAGUGAUUUUGAUCACUUCUCAUUCACAUCCUCUGAAAGUUUCUACGGAUCCAGCCACCAUCAUCACCAUCAUCACCAUCACCACCAUCGGCACCUCAUCAGCUCCUGCAAAGGCCGGUGCCCAGCCUCCUAUACUCGAUUCACCACAAUGUUAAAACAUGAAAGAGCUAAGCAUGAAAAUGUGGAGCAGCCCAGAAGACAAGAAAUGGACCCCGGCCUGUCCAAACUUGCAUUUCUAGUCAGCCCUGUGCCUUUCCGGAGGAAAAAAAAUGUGACUCCCAAAAAGCAGACUGAAAAGGCAAAAUGUAAAGCAUCUGUAUUUGAGGCUUUGGACUCUGCCCUUAAAGACAUCUGUGACCAAAUCAAAGCUGAAAAGAGAAGAGGAAGUCUGCCAGACAACAGUAUACUGCACCGUCUUAUCAGUGAACUGCUGCCAGAUAUUCCUGAAAGGAACUCAUCCCUUAAAGCUCUGAAAAGGAGCCCCACGCACCAGCCUUUCCCCCCGCUGCCUCACGAUGGUGCUGUUCACUGUCCGCUGUUCCAGACCGAUUGUGGGAGAAUGCCUCACAGUGCCUCUUUCCCGGAUGUGGACACACCCGACAACAGCUACCACCCCCAGGACCGUGACGGUGCGCUCAGUCUCCAAGACCGAGAGUCCCCCAGAAGUUACUCGUCCGCUUUGACUGACUUGGGGAGAAGUGCACCACGGGAAAGAAGAGGAACUCCAGAAAAAGAGAAACUGCCUGCAAAAGCUGUUUAUGAUUUUAAGGCUCAGACAUCUAAGGAAUUGUCAUUUAAGAAAGGCGAUACUGUCUACAUCCUCAGGAAAAUUGAUCCAAACUGGUAUGAGGGAGAGCACCACGGAAGAGUAGGCAUUUUCCCAAUCUCAUAUGUAGAGAAACUCACACCUCCUGAAAAAGCACAGCCUGCAAGACCACCUCCACCGGCCCAGCCUGGAGAGAUUGGAGAAGCUAUAGCCAAAUAUAAUUUUAGUGCAGACACGAAUGUGGAGCUCUCACUGAGAAAGGGAGAUAGAAUUAUACUACUUAAAAGAGUUGAUCAAAACUGGUAUGAAGGUAAAAUUCCAGGUACCAACAGACAAGGCAUCUUCCCUGUUUCCUAUGUAGAAGUUAUCAAGAGGAAUACAAAAUGUGCUGAGGAUUACCCUGAGCCUCCAAUACCCCACAGCUACUCUAGUGAUAGAAUUCACAGCUUAAGUUCCAAUAAGUUGGCUUCCAGUGAAACAGCCUUUCCUUCCACCCAUAAAAUGUCAUGUGGUUCAGAUGGAGGAGCCUUCCAGGGAAGGGCCCAGAAGUGGCUGUCCCUGACAAAUGGGUGUUCACCAGCAAACAGUUUGACCCCAAAGCCAUCUUCUUUUCUGGACAACUUCUUGGAUGAAUUAGGGAAAUUGAGUGCUUUAACCUUGUCAGCCAACCAAGCCAAACCAAUUGUCCUAGAGGAGACCGUUCUUGAAAUUAAGGAAGAGCCUUCUGCUCUCCUCCUGUUGCCUCCAACAUCUGUACCUGCAGGAUUAUCUCACUCUCUGCUACCUUUCUCCCACCCAAUUAUGACCUCGGCCACAGCCCAGCCUUACAAUGCAAGGCCACCUCAGGAUCCCAUAGAGACCACUCAAAACAAGUUUACAGAUUUGAAAAAGAUGAGACAGGGCUUUUCAGACCCUACAAAGGUUCUUGAAGUGCUAGGUGAUAAAUUUGUUGCCUCUGCAUACAGCAGUGUGGGUCCCUUGCCUAUAACCCUCCCUGUCAUUGGGGAGGAAGAUGAGGAAAGCAGUGAGGGAGUCCUGUCAGGCAUCCAGAGAUGGCAGCCAGAAUCUCAAGAACAAGAUGCCUUGUGGUGUGGCCAUGGUGGUAGAGAGGUGACACCAGAACUGCACAUUGAAGAGGAGAAAGAAGAGGAGAAUCCUGUCUGCUUUACAUAUCCAGUAGGCACCCCCACAGAUCCCAGCAUCUCUAAGGAAGACAGCACUGCGGCAGAAAACAGUAAUGAGCCACAGCGUCCUGUGUUUACUCAUGAAAACAUUCAAGGUGGGGGGGAACCGUUUCAGGCUCUGUAUAACUAUACUCCUAGGAAUGAAGAUGAGCUGGAACUCAGAGAAAGCGAUGUCAUUGAUGUGAUGGAAAAGUGUGACGAUGGAUGGUUUGUUGGAACCUCGAGAAGAACCAAAUUCUUUGGAACUUUUCCUGGAAACUAUGUCAAGAGGCUGUGAAUCACUCUCUCUCCUUAUUUAUGCCACAUUUCAGCAACACGUCUGCAUAAACUUGCCUGAAACAUCCACGCAGGCCUCUCAUCUCAUGCCUUAUGAUUUCCAAUAUGCUAUCACCAUCACCACCUCCUGUCACCAAACCGCUAGCACAGUAACUGCCGCUGUGAGCCCUGGGGAGACAUGGCAUCCAUAAGAAAGUAGAUCUUCCUGCUUUCUGCCCUAAACUUUGGAAAGUCAGUGUGGGGAUCAGAAAUAAAAUUAUUAUAUUUAAAAAGAGUAGAGUAGUUGAAAGAGAACAAAAGAAAGUCUCCAGGAGGCUCUCUGGUCUCAUGGCUAUAAUUCAACAUCUGGAAGAUAUUCCUCCCCCAGGCAACCAGAAGAUUGUUUAUUUCAAAAUGCAGUGGUUUGCAUAUUCACAUUCUUAGCUUGGCACCCUAUUUUCUUCUCACGAGUUUGCCUGGUGUCCUGGUUUACACUAUAUGACAACUGUACUUCAGCUAUCGUUUGCCUGCACUUAUAUGUUAUUAUAUGCGCAGUAAUUAUAAAACCUAAAGCAAGAGUAGGAAAGUUAAUUCAUAUGGGUGUGAUUUUGUUGAUUGAAUGUAAGUUUUCAAACAGGAGUCUUUUCCUGCAAUUUUUUGUACUUUUUAGAAGUACAAACAGUGAGUGAAUAAGAGAGCCUUUGGUAAUUAUCAUGAGGAUAAAGGAUUAGGUAGACUACAGAAAAAUUAUUGUGUUGUAAAGUUGCAUUGCUAUUUUAUAUUAAAAUGUAAUAAUCAGCAUCAUGAGCUCUUAGUGUUUUAUUUAUCUGAUAAAAUUUAAAUAAAAGCAGUGUUAGUGAGAGGUGCAAAGUACUAUUCUAACAUAGACACUUGAAAAUAUCCGUAAGCAAUAUUAGUAGGUGAGAUUUCACUGUGUGUACACAUACACAUUUGAGAUUGUAUGAGAACAUAUAAUCCAUAUGAUAUGUUGUACCUUUUAUGGAAAUGUAAAAGAAUACUACAUACUAUUUUAUAGAAAUAGAGUACUUCAGAAGCAUCACAAGUAUUAAGGCUGGUUUUAGCAAGGAUUAUGGUCAAUACAAUUAUUUUUACUAUGAUAAUUAUUUUUCUUCUGUGGAACCCAGAAUCCUGGCUACAUUUGAGAACAGGAAUAUGUUGAGCCUGAUUUUCCUGGUGUAUGUAAAAUAUUUCCUAGGAAUAAAUUGGGCACUUUUUAAAGACUGUUAAAUCAUUCAGGUUAUUUUUUUUUUCCUGCCCUAAAGCAGAGCCUGAAAG
Fukomys damarensis (Damara mole-rat) is the source of this 7861-nucleotide messenger RNA. It is a transcript of the gene Sorbs2, whose product is annotated as sorbin and SH3 domain containing 2. The transcript has 31 exons. The coding region runs from base 786 to 6587 and encodes 1933 amino acids. Gene Ontology annotation, cellular component: synapse; dendrite; neuronal cell body. Gene Ontology annotation, molecular function: protein binding. Lineage: Eukaryota; Metazoa; Chordata; Mammalia; Rodentia; Bathyergidae. Gene Ontology annotation, biological process: Notch signaling pathway. The record is from RefSeq and is a predicted model, not a curated record.